Diatraea saccharalis (sugarcane borer) is the source of this 1734-nucleotide messenger RNA. Lineage: Eukaryota; Metazoa; Arthropoda; Insecta; Lepidoptera; Crambidae. The record is from the annotation of a GenBank genome assembly.
AUGCCAUUGUUCCUGGCAACACAGCAGAGUCUGCACGCACCUGUCGAUGGACACAAAUUCAUCGACUUUUGGAGAGAGAUGACUGCACAGUGCCACGAUCUGGCUUCUAGGUUUGUUUACAUUUUAACACGCGGAAAGAGCAAUACGCUAGCUCCUGAAGACUUUGUACCUCUGGUUCAAGACGUCGUGGACACCCAUCCCGGCCUUUCGUUUCUCAAGGAAGCAACUGAGUUUCACUCAAGAUAUGUACAUACUGUGAUCGCUAGGAUAUUUUAUUGCGUAAACCGGUCAUGGUCCGGUAGGAUAUCAAUUGCAGAAUUAAAAAGAUCGAAUCUCUUACAAGUGAUACAAUUACUGGAAGAUGAAGAGGACAUUAAUCAAGUUACGCAAUAUUUCAGUUACGAGCAUUUUUACGUGAUCUACUGCAAAUUCUGGGAAUUGGACAGGGACCACGAUCUGUUCAUAGAUAAGCAUGAUUUGGCCAGGCACAAUGAUCACGCUUUAUCAAGUCGUAUGAUCGAACGGGUAUUGUCGGGGUGCGUGACGCGCGGCAACCAGAAUAGGCUGACCCCUGACGGCGAGCCGCGAAUGUCCUACACGGAGUUCGUGUGGUUUUUGCUAGCUGAGGAAGACAAAACACAUCCAACUGCAAUCGAAUAUUGGUUCAGAUGUAUGGACGUAGACGGCGACGGAUAUAUAUCAAUGUACGAGCUAGAAUACUUCUAUGAGGAACAGAUGCAACGUAUGGAGGCGAUCGGCAUCGAGACGCUGCCUUUCAACGAUUGUUUGUGUCAAAUGCUGGACAUGGUGCAUCCGGCCGAGGCAGGCAAAAUAACAUUGUCCGACUUGAAGAGAUGUAAACUCACACCAAUCUUCUUCGACACGUUCUUCAACUUGGAGAAGUAUCUCGACCACGAGCAGCGGGACCCAUUCGCCACCCAACGGGACUCUGAUUGCGAGAUGUCUGAAUGGGACAGGUUUGCAGCUGAAGAAUACGAACUGCUAGUAGCCGAAGAAGGUGGCAGCGAUGCACAGGACCAAAUCUCAUACGAUGAGACAGAUGAGGACUGUCUAUCGCCGAACAUAGAUGACGUCACGAACACCGAAGUAGCAGACGAAUCGAGCGUGGAGGAGUCCACGCUGAGCGAGGGACGGCGGGACGGCGCGACAGUGGCGCCACUCCGCCAUCCCGCCGCCGCGGCAGGGUACGUCAACCUCAGCUCCAUAUAUUCCAUCGGCGGCGAUAAAUGGGCGAACCGGACCCCCAUCAAAAACGGAUUCCCAGAAAAGAAGCUACCCGAAAAACCCGUUCCGCCCGAAAAACCGGUAAGCCUGAUGAUGGUCAAUGGCAAAACGGACAACAGGUACGCCGGGUUUGGCAACAACAGUUUCCUUUAUUCGCACUUGAUGAGCCCGCGGGCGAAAGAUCCUCCUUCUUACACGGCAGCGACGAGCGGCGCGCUCUUCGACAAAGAAAAGGCGUCAUCCCCCGUCAAGUCGAACGAUUCACCAGUCACCAGUCCCGUAAACGGAAUCAACAAGAUAUCCGACAACUAUGAAAGAGCGGUCGCGGAACGGCUCAGUCCUCAAAGAGAGAUAUCCCGUUUAAAUCGUAGCAGUCUCUUCAGCAAAGUGAACACGGGCGUGGUCGCGAGUAAAGUUAAGAAAACUAAACCCCGCCCCGACGAAGAAGACGAGGACUACGCACGGGACAGCGACGAAUGCUCCAUUUAG